UCUCCCUCUUCCUGGCCCCCCCCAGCCCUUUCGAUGACCACAUGACCAAGUGGGCUCGCGGCCAAGCCACAAGCUACAAAAUGCAGCCCCCGGAGUGAGUGGGGAGCAUUCUUGCUGGCAGCCUGGGCCACGGGCAGUUGGAGCCGAGGCAGAGCAGCCAGCCGCUUGGAAAGAGCUCGUCGCCGCCCCCGUAGCCGCAGAGGCCAGCUUGGCGGCGCUGCCCCGCGGCAGGAGACCGAGUCUGCACGAGAGAGGAGGCGGCGAGCGCGCGCGGCAGCCGGCCAGCCUGCAGCGCGGCUCGGGCGCGCACCCUCUCGCGGCCCGGGAGCCACGCGAGCUCCGCGCCCGCACGCACCAGCCGCGGCUCGCCCCUUUCUUUGCCUCUGGGCGCCCGGCCUCUCUGCCCUCCCACCCCCUGGCCAGGGCCGCGGCGGCCCGAGGAGCAGCAUGAAUCUGCGGCUCUGCGUGCAGGCACUCCUGCUGCUCUGGCUCUCCCUGACCGCGGUGUGUGGAGGGCCCCUGCUGCAGCCUCCUGACGGGAAGGGGCUGGAGGAAGGCAAUGUCCACUACCUGGUGCAGCCCAGAGGGUCGAGGAACGGACCAGGGCCCUGGCAGGGAGGUCGGAGGAAAUUCCGCCGCCAGCGCCCGCGCCUCUCCCAUAAGGGCCCCAUGCCUUUCUGAAGCAGGACUGGAGGGGCCCCCAAGUGCUCACCCCCUGCGACUCUCUACUCCGUAGAUUGGUCUGCUUCUCUGGAGCCCUCACAUCCAUUUGCCGCUCAUCUUGUACCUGUCCUAGCUGCUGAUGGUCCCGGCUCUUCUCACCCACCAGCUGCCCUGAAUGGGGUGGUCCUGCCCCUAGUUUGGAUGAUUCCCUUUCUCUCACAAGGAUCCGUUCAGCCGCUCUUCCCAGACCUGCCCCAGACUGACUUUGGAGACCCUGCACUGGAAGGCUGUCCUUCUUCUCCCCGGCACAUCCCCCCUCCCUGGCCCCAGUCCCCACCUCUCGCAUCUAACACGUAACCCCUCACUCGGCCCUUCCUUCCUCAGGUGCCCUGGGAGCCAGGUGGAACCUCCUUUCUUCAAUGGGCUCCAGAAGAUCCCAUGUUUUUGUGUCACUUGGACCCUUCACCCAGCCUCGAGCGGGGAACAGAGAGAUGAGCAAUGAGAGCCUCUGGUCAGAGGGGCUGGGGCAUGGGGAUGCAGAUAGAGUGCUUUCAGGGACAUUGGAAUGGGGGAUUGGUGCUCUGGCAAAAGGUGAAGCAUUGGAGAAGAGGAGGAACAGCUGCUGUGGCCUCUUCCUCAUGCCCAUGUUUGUCUGGGUUAGGGAAGAGGUGAAAGAGAGGGGCGAUGAAGUACUCUGUCACUUCUUUCACCUUAUUGUGUCCUCUGACACCCCCCCACACACACGCUCCCACCCCAGCUAGUUCAAAUUCCACCUAUGGAGGAGAGGAUGCUGGGCCUGAGAUGGUGCUAUACCCUCCCAGGAGCCAAAGCCAAGCAGGACUGCUUUUGCCAAGAAUUAACAGAAUAUCAGAGCCAAAAGGAACCUUGGAGAUCUCUUAGCUCUGCCUCCUUAUGCAAAUUCCUAUAAAAACAAGGCUGGAGACAGAUAGUGACCUGCUCAGGGUCACUGCUGAGCCAGAAUGAGGACCCAGGUCUCCCGACUCUCCCUUGAUGAUGUCCUCUUCCCUCUUGAUGAUGUCUUUUCAAAACCCAUUAAGUGCCUUUUCCCGGGGAUGGGGCUGAGUGUGGCUGGCAAGGAGAGGCAAGCCGGCUGUGAACUGCCCCAUGGUGUUGUGGGGACGGAGCUGCUCCCGCCUCCCUGGCCUGCCCCUGCUAGUCCAUUCCCCAACCUGGGCUGAAAAGCUCCACGCCUGGCCAGCUGCCCCAGUCCUGCAGCUCUCCCAGACCCCGGGCAUCUUCACAGGGCCAGCUCGGGCACUGAGACUACCGUUGCAACCCCAACACUGGUUUUCAGGAGCCAGGAGGCGACGAUAACCAGCUGGACUCAAUAGCCUUCCCUUCACGUUGACUGGACCUUCUUUCCCUUUGCAGGGAGAAGAAGAAGGAAGGGAGGAAGGAAGGGAGGCAGUGUAGGUCUGAGCAGCCUUUUUUCUCAGAGGCCUCCCGGGAGGGGGAAAAGAGAAGACAAGA
Molecule: messenger RNA, 2154 nt
Organism: Diceros bicornis minor
Lineage: Eukaryota; Metazoa; Chordata; Mammalia; Perissodactyla; Rhinocerotidae
Gene: APLN
Product: apelin
Exons: 3
Coding region: 448-681 (77 amino acids)
Biological process (GO): signal transduction
Molecular function (GO): apelin receptor binding; hormone activity
Source: RefSeq, a predicted model, not a curated record